This is a messenger RNA of Monoraphidium neglectum, 600 nucleotides long. RefSeq lists its product as hypothetical. Gene Ontology annotation, molecular function: oxidoreductase activity, acting on the CH-CH group of donors, NAD or NADP as acceptor. Bases 1 to 600 code for a protein of 199 amino acids. The record is from RefSeq and is a predicted model, not a curated record. The transcript has 9 exons. Lineage: Eukaryota; Viridiplantae; Chlorophyta; Chlorophyceae; Sphaeropleales; Selenastraceae.
AUGAGCUGUCCAGUGGUGGGGCAGCUGCUGAAGAACGUGUACGGCUGCAGGGUGGUGGGGUCGGCCGGCUCCGCUGACAAGGUGGCUCUGCUGCGGGACCUGGGCUUUGACGCGGCCUGGAACCACAAAGAGGUCCCAAUCAGGCCGGUCACGCCCCCCAUCCCUGUGCUUGGGAAGGCGCUGGCGGAGCACUGCCCCGACGGCAUUGACAUCUACUUUGAGAACGUGGGGGGUGAGACCCUGGAGGCCGUUCUUGACGCCGCCAACACGCUGGCCAGGAUCGUGGCAUGCGGCAUGAUCAGCCAGUACGACCUGGCACCCGAGGAGCGGUACGGCGUGAAGAACCUCUUCAACAUCAUCGGCAAGCAGAUCAAGCUGCAGGGCUUCAUUGUCUCCACCCUGGCCAAAGGCAUGGAAGCGGAGUUUGCGGCUGAGAUGGCCCAGCACGUCCUGGACGGCAAGGUCAAGGUGAUCGAACACAGGACAGUGGGGCUGGAGAAGAUCGGGGCCGCUUUCAGGGAGCUGUUUGUGGGCGCCAACGUGGGCAAGGCAGUGGUGCAGGUGGCGGAGCGCGACCCCUUCCCGGUCGCCAGCAAGUGA